CGUGUCCCGUUUCACCCGGAGGUUGUGAGCAGGCGCAGACCGAGAGGUUCUUGCGUCGUUCGGAGAGAGGCGCUGAGGAGCUUGGGAUAUUGCAGCCCAGGGAGUCUGGCAGCGGAACGAUCGUUUGGUGGCCGUUACUCCGCGCGCGAGGGCCUUUUUUUCCCCCCUCCCUUGCGAUUAAAGCGACGGGAAGCGCCGAGGGACAUACGAAGGAGGCGUCUCCCGAUUCCCCAGGGCCCUUAACACGUCACCCCUCGAUGCGUUUGUAAGUGCCGGAGCAGGAAGCAGCGCGAUGGCUUCAAGCAGCGGCACCGAUGUGAUUCAGGUCACCAACGUCUCCCCGAGUGCCAGCUCGGAACAGAUGCGGACUCUCUUCGGCUUCCUGGGCAAGAUCGAAGAAUUGCGCCUCUUCCCCCCCAAUGACUCUCCUUUGCCUGUUUCUUCCCGUGUGUGUUUUAUAAAGUUCCAAGAACCUGACUCGGCAGUUAUGGCUCAGCACCUGACAAAUACUGUAUUCGUUGACCGAGCAUUGAUAGUCGUACCCUGCGCAGAAGGUUUGUGAAUUGUUUAAAGAUCUAUGAAGCCGUAGACCUCUGGUAUUAAAUCCUGAUGUAGUUGAAUAGCAUGAAGUUUAGCAUAUAAAAUAGCCAAGCUUUUUGCAGUUUUAAAACCCUUGGUAUACCCUCAUCUUUGAUUUCUAUACAACAGACAGAAAAUACCGAUUCAACACUUGCUGGAGCUUGCCCAUCAGUUUUUAGAAUAAUUUUAUAUUCACACAGCAUUAUUUGAUUUAUUUUUUAAAGCUAUCUUUUA
Molecule: messenger RNA, 813 nt
Organism: Notechis scutatus (mainland tiger snake)
Lineage: Eukaryota; Metazoa; Chordata; Lepidosauria; Squamata; Elapidae
Source: RefSeq, a predicted model, not a curated record